AUGGGAGAGCAGAUUAGAGACAGCGACACCGCUGGAGCAGUCGCAGUCUCGCAGCACAAGCUAAGCGGCGAGCAGAGUGCAACGGAUACGUCCGGCUUGAAGACGGAAGGUCAGGGAAGUGCCAGCUCCAUCGGGUACAGCGGAUGGUACGAGGGGGGGAUCUUCGAGUUCCUCAUCUCCUUUCCGAACGACUACCCGCGGUCGCCCCCUCAGCUGCGCUUCGUCCCUCCGCCGCUUCACCCGCAGAUCGCGGCGGACGGCCUGCUUGUGCUCGACGACGUGCGUCCGCCGCUCCAGGAGAUCCAAACCCCGCAAUCCGCGCAGCGGAACCUGUCAAGCGGCAAGGGAGGAGCAGCGGGCGGCGGCCACGUCAUCCCGCUGCUUUUCCACGUCCACCGCAUGUUUCAAACCCUCCGACCGUGGGCCCCGAACCAGAACCCGCUUCGACUGAUGAACGGUCCAGAUUCAAGCGCCGCUAUCAUCGCGUGCGCCGGGAAUGGCGGAGAACUUGCGGGAGAGGGUCACGGGUGGGAGGGUGGAGAAGAAGGGGCAGGCGGGAGGGGAGACGGGGCAGCUGUGGGCAAUCCCGCAGCUGCUGCCAUGUUAGCGCAUGCGCGAGACGAUCUGUACGCUGCCGUGCGCCGGUCUGCCCAGGAGCAGCGGUGCGCGGAGCAGCAGGCGCAGAAGGAGGAGAUGAUUCAGCGGGUGUUGGCGGGUGAACGAGGGCGGGACUUGUGGCGUAGUGUGAUGAUGACCAAGUGA
This is a messenger RNA of Closterium sp. Naga37s-1, 762 nucleotides long. The record is from the annotation of a GenBank genome assembly. Lineage: Eukaryota; Viridiplantae; Streptophyta; Zygnematophyceae; Desmidiales; Closteriaceae.